GAGAGAAAGAAGAGAGAGAGAGACAAAGAAAAGAAGGAAGGAGAAAGAAAGAAAAUAAGAGAAAGAAAGAGAAAGAAAGAGAAAAGAAAGGAAGGAGAGAGAAAUAAGAGAGAGGGAGACAAAGAAAGGAAGGAAGGAGAAAGAAAGAAAAUAAAAGAAAAAGAAAGAGAGAAAGGAAGGAAGGAGAGAGAGAGAGAAAGGAAAAGAAGGAAGGAAGGAGAGAGAAAAAAGAGAAGAGAGAAAGAACGAAAAGGAGAAAGAAAGAAAAAGGAAGGAAGGAAGAGAGAGAGAGAGAAAGCAAGCAAGCAAGCAAGCAAGCAAGCAAGCAAGAAAGAAAGAAAGAAAGAAAGAAAGAAAAAGAAAGAAAGACAGAAAGAAAGAAAGAAAGAAAGAAAGAAAGAAAGAAAGAAAGAAAGAAAGGCGGAGGAGGGGGAUACGGCUUCCCUCCCCUUUCCCCUCCCCAAUUGAAAAGCGCCUUCCGCCAAAGGACCGGGUGCAGCCAGGGAUCCCGUCCAGCCCGGCCGCUUUCACCGUCGCCAAAUCCCCGUCUUAGUAAUUGCUUUUUAGGUACCCCAGCGGGGAGUGAGAGGAGGGCGCUGUGGCCUCCGGUUUCUCGGCCUCUCUCUCCCCUCCCGCCCCGAAAAUAUGAGGGCAGCCCUUGCGGAACACGCCUGAAGGGAGGGACCCCGAGGCUCCUCCCGCGCCGCUCCAAGUGCCUUCUAGGCGCCCGCCCGCCGGAGCGGGAGAUGGAGAGGAGUGAGCUGGAUGGCAGCAGCAGCACAGAAGCUCCCCAGCAAUGCUGCCGGGAGGCUGCGCGGGCUGUCGGUGAAGCGGCGGGAGCGGCUAUGGAGGAGUCCGCAGCGGAGGCUUCUUCUUCAGGGGACUCGGUUGCUUCGGCCCCCAAGGCCGUCAGCCCUGUCAGCGCUCCCCAACAGGAGCUGAAGCAGCAGCAGCAGCAGCAAGGGGUCAAGAGGCACCAUCACAAGCACAACCUGAAACAUCGCUACGAGUUGCAAGAAACGCUGGGCAAGGGUACCUAUGGCAAAGUCAAGAGGGCCAUCGAGAGGUUCUCAGGCAGAGUGGUUGCAAUAAAAUCCAUCCGUAAGGACAAAAUUAAGGAUGAACAAGAUAUGGUACACAUCAGACGGGAGAUUGAGAUUAUGUCAUCUCUCAGCCAUCCUCAUAUCAUCACCAUAUAUGAAGUAUUUGAGAACAAAGAUAAAAUAGUGAUCAUCAUGGAAUAUGCAAGUAAAGGGGAAUUGUAUGAUUACAUCAGUGAGAGGCGAAGGCUAAAUGAAAGAGAGACAAGACACUUCUUCCGGCAAAUUGUUUCAGCAGUUCAUUAUUGUCAUAAGAAUGGUGUCGUUCACAGGGAUUUAAAACUGGAAAAUAUUCUUCUUGAUGACAAUUGUAACAUCAAGAUUGCAGACUUUGGUCUUUCAAAUCUUUAUCACAAGGAUAAAUUUCUCCAGACUUUCUGUGGAAGUCCACUAUAUGCAUCUCCUGAAAUUGUUAAUGGAAGACCUUAUCGGGGACCAGAGGUUGACAGCUGGGCUCUUGGUGUUUUACUUUAUACUCUGGUUUACGGAACAAUGCCCUUUGAUGGCUUUGAUCACAAAAAUCUGAUCAGGCAGAUCAGUAGUGGAGAAUAUCGUGAGCCAACACAGCCCUCAGAUGCUCGUGGCCUGAUCAGAUGGAUGCUGAUGGUAAAUCCUGAGCGCAGAGCAACCAUUGAAGACAUUGCCAACCACUGGUGGGUUAACUGGGGCUAUAAGAGUACUGUUUGUGAUUGUGAUGCCUUGCAAGACUCUGAGUCCCCUCUGCUGUCUAGAUUCAUAGACUGGCAUCAUCGUUCCAGUGGCCUCCAGCCAGAGACUGAGACCAAAAUGAAGUGCCUUUCUAAACCAAAAGGAUCCGAAGUCCAUUUAGAGAGACAGAGAUCCCUCAAAAAAUCAAAGAAGGAAAAUGACAUUGCACAGUCGAUCCAAGAAGGAGUUGAUAACUCCUGCAAAUUAAACUCCAAGAGGCCAAAAGGUAUUUUGAAGAAGAGGAGCAACAGUGAACAUCGGUCUCACAGUGCAGGAUUCAUAGAAGGAGUAGUCAAUCCAGUAUUGCCCUCCACUUUUAAAAAAGAACAAGAAUUAUGUAGAAUAGGUAUACCAAUUAAGAGUGUUUUGGAAGGGGAUAUAACGGGUAAAUACAGCACUAAGCAGUCUUCUUUAAUGCCAAAAAAGGGAAUCCUCAAGAAGACUCAGCAAAGAGAAUCUGGAUACUACUCAUCUCCAGAAAGGAGUGAAUCUUCAGAACUCCUGAAUCAUAAUGAGGAGGUAGGAAACAGUGACACAUCCCCAAAUAUCAUCGAAACGUUAAGAAUAGAGUCUUACAGUCAUUCCUACAGACGGAAGGGUAUUUUAAAGCACAGUAGCAAGUAUUCCACCACUACUGCACAUUCAGCUUUGAUCCACUCUGACAGACCAGUCACGAAAGGCAUGGAGGAAGCAAGUUUGGCUGUAGAUGGAUUAUCUCGAAGUUACAGUCGCCCUUCUAGUGUGAUUAGUGAUGACAGCAUUCUUUCCAGUGACUCUUUUGACUUGGUGGACCUGCAAGAGAACAAACUUAAAAUAAGAAGCUGUGUGUCAGCUGAAAACUUCCUCCAGAUCCAAGAUUUCCAAGGACUUCAAAAAAACCGCUCACGACCACAGUACCUGAAGCGUUACCGAAAUCGGACAAGUGAUAGUUUUUCUCUUCUAACAGACAUGGAUGAUGUCACUCAGGUCUACAAGAAGGCUCUGGAGAUCUGUAACAAACUUAAUUAGCAGAUGGGGAAAAAGUAGGACUGGAGAGAAAGGGUCUUGGGUACCUUUAUGAUGGAGUUGGCCCAAUUGUCAAUUAGCUGACAGUGACAACAUUGUUAUAAGGAGAAGCCCUUUGAAAAUACCACCUCAUGCUUACUAUUCAAACUUGGAAUUCAUGCAGUUAAAAUACUACCUAACGUCCAAAGAAAUUAUGGUAAUAUAUGAAGAAAACUCUCUUGCAGAUAGAAAAAAAAAAAUCUUCCAGCGCAGUAAAUUGAAACUAGAUUAAAUGUAAACUGGAAAAAGGUACUUUUCAUUUUUGUUAGAGAAGGUAACUAACUAGUGGAAAAGCUAUAACUUUAAGAGUAAAAAAUAAUCAACAGUUACAUAUAAUAAAUUAUUGGCAAAUGGAUUUAUCAAUCUUCAUACUGAUGAAUUAAACUUCAUCUAAGUUAAUGAAGUUUCUUGAAUUUCAACCAAAGGAGAUCCUAAUUCAAAAAUACAUGCAAAAAGGACUGGGAUGCUUGCUAAAAGCUUUGUGGGCAUACUUGUCCAUCCAAUUAUUGGAAAUGCUGGUUAUAAUAAUUUUCUUUUGAAAAGCAUUUAGCAAUUUAAGUGGGAAAUAUUUCAUUUUUUUUAUAGAACUUCAGUUAGCAAGAAAUAGUAAAGUAGAAAAAAUGAUGAGUUGAGAGACAAAAACCAUUUUAUUUUCCCAUUAGCGGGGACUCUGGAAAUCUGUAUGCCUGCAAUUAAAAAUAAAUUGUUUGAAGUGCCAAAAACCUUUAAUAAGUUUCUUUUCACCACUUGUGCAUUUAUGUAAGUUAUAGGAACCAUAAAGUUUUUCUAAAGGAUAAUUUAUGAAACCAUAAGUAUGUUAUGCAACGUGUUCUAAUACUGAUUUAAUGAGCUGCAGAAUCUAAGUUUUAUUAAAGACUUUGACUUUAGUUUUUGCAGACCUCAGUUUAGGACAGAUUUCCAGAGCCCUGUUAAUAGGCAGUGGUGUGACGGGCUAGAAGAAACAAAGUUAUGAGGAUGACUAGAAGGAAUACACCCAAAGGUGCUUUUUCAAAAGGCAAUUGGACUUUCUUGUUUUUUCUUUGAAGAUGUUUUGCUUCUCAUCCAAGAAGCUUCUUCAGUUCUGACAGCCCAGUUGUCUUUUGAAAAAGCACCUUUGGGACAACCAUGACUUGGAUGACUGAGAAUCUCCAUAGACAUUUAGAAGGAGUACAGUUUACGAGUAAGAAAAAGAUAAUAGGGUAGUAGACUUCAUGAGGAAUUCAAUUUAAGAAUAUAUAUGUAUUAUAGAUGAUAUUGUUAGAUCAGUUGAAUCAAAUUGGAAAAAACAAGACACGAUUCAUGGAUGUAAUUCUAAAAUUGCAAUUAAAGGUUUCAACUCCCAUAAAGGUACCGCUUGGGUUUACUGGAUUAUAUGAAUGAAUGUAAGCCUCUUUUUAAAUAGGCACUAUGUGGUUGAUAGGCCUGGGCAAUUGAGACUUCUGACUUACUUUAGAUCACGCAUAUCCCAGUAAGCAGUUCAGAGUUGCAGUACAGUAACAUUAUUAAGGUAGUUUACACAAUCAAAGUGUUGUAACACUUUGUUGAAAAAAUAGGCCAAGUCAAAUCUAACUAGGCUGAGAGCACUUCUUUCAUUUAAACUAUGCCAGCUUCAUUACAAAGAACAUAAUUUGCCCCCCUUUAAUUAGAGGCUCCAAAAUUACAGGAAUCUAGUGCCAAUUCCAAAAGAUUUCAAAGCAGAGAUAUUAAAAUAUUAGAAUCAGGGGACAGUGGUUGUAUAGUUCUCAUAAUUUUGUUGAAAUUAUUUUGUGUUAAAACUGUCUAAACAUACAAAUCAGAGGUAGGAAAUCUUUUUGAAAAAGUGGAUGCACUUGGAAUUUGGGGACUAUGAUAUAGAUGCUUUCAUGAAACAGCUGGUAUGAGAAGGGAGCUUUAAUGUUCUUAAAAUGAAUGCCAUAUGAUCCUGUUCAAUUACAAAACAAACUGUAACUGAAAGACUGGUAAGACUCUUUCGAAGCCUUCUCUAGCUUCUCUCCACAGAAUGCUGUAUACUCCAGCUUAAUUUUGCAUUAUUUCUGGACAGAUGUGCACAUAUCCAAACAUUUUUAUAGUCUAAGAAUGCCUUUGAAGCCUAUAGAGAUUUGCUUUGUAGGAGAUUAGCUUCUCCUUUUAAAAAGUAAAAUACUGUCUUAAAAAUUAAACAGAAGCAGCAGAGAACAUGAUGGGCACCAUGACAGGUAUAUGUAGACAGCAUGUUGCUACCAUUAAGAUUAGUGAAUUAAUUAAUUUCCUUUUCCCAAAUAACAGAAAGAUCACUGUAUUCUUCCAAAACAUAUUGGAUCAAAUAAUCCAAAAUGGCACUAAAUGCUUAUAGUAUGCCUAUAGUACUGUCCAUCUGGAUUUGUCAAGAGAAAUGCUUCCAAAGGUAUUCUAGUAAUAUAGUAAUUGAUUGUAUCCACCUACCAUAUCCUUUGUCUUCCAGUUCUUACAUAUUUCUCAACCUUGUCAAGCAAUUCUUUUUUCUAUUCCAUCAUCUACUUGUACCAUAUGUACAUUUUUGCUCACUAUUCAUUGUCUCAAAUGAGCAAUCAGAUUUUAUUUGGGCUUGAACUGAUUUACUGGUUGGUCCAGCAAGUAAUGAUAUGUUUAAAAACUCCAAAUCUAUAGUUCAAAGUAAUCUAUCUUCUCUUUGUCUCUCAGUAUCCAUUUUCACAGCUAUCCAUUGCCACUACAAUAACAAUUGUUUUAAGCAUUCUGAACUUUGUUGACAUUGAGGUCUCUUUCACGAUUUUAUCUAAGUUUGUAGCUGUCUUCCUUCUUAAUCAACCUACACUUUAGAUUGCAUACAGUUCGUCUUUAUUUACUGAGUUCAAACAACUAAAACCAACUUCACAUUGACAAUUUGUCUUCUUAAUAUUUAACAUUAACUUGGAAGUCUCACAUUUUAUUUUUACCUUCAUAAUGAGUUCAUCCAAAUCCAAGCACUAAAUAUGAAUCCCAGAACUAUGUUUACUUAAUCAGCCUCACUGGAUUGACUGGUAAGAACAUUUGUUAAGAGAUUUCCACCUUAGAAGAGUAUAUAUGUUUCAACACACAGCUAAAAAAAAAAAAAGCAUAGUUCAGUAAUUUCCAUAAAUUUUGCUUUAAGAUAAAGACCAUGUUUUGAUUCAUGAAUAAGCAAACCUUUUUCCUUUGAGAACAAAGGACUGGUCUCAGUUUUCUUAGAGUAGAAUAGUGCUAAUUGCUACCUGUCUUCAGCAAGCCCAGUUUAACAUGCAGUUGAUAAAUAUUGAGACAAAAAGGGAACUCUCAACAGCUCCUGGGAAGAACUAGGAAUUGUCCUCACACUUAGCUCUAUGUUAUAGCCCAGGCCUGUCAUCUUGUAUACAAAUGUGAAUGACUGAUUAACUCAGUGUUUCUCAACCUUGGCAACUUUAAGAUGUGUGAACUUCUACUCUUAGAAUUCUGCAAGUUGAAGUCCACACAUUUUAAAAGCUGUCAAGUUUGAAAAACACUGGUUUAACUGAUUGCUGCCAAACUGGAAAAAUAUUCUGUAGGGACUUACUGGCAUAUUAUCAUUCCUAGAAGAACCAGAACUCUUGACUGCACAUUGUUAUUAAUAGUGCUGUGUAAUUUUUUUCCCUUAUUUAAUUUGCAAAGAAUUUUUUUUGUCUUUAAAGUUGACUUUUUUAUUUGUUUUCUUUUAAUUUAUUGGUCUGAAAGCCAUUUCAAAGGUAUAAUAAUAUAUUUUGGUAUAAUUUAAUUGGUUCUGCAUUAUUUUACAGCUUUGGCCAAAACAUUACCUUAAGAAAGUGUUUUGUUUUUCAUUUUGCUUAUUGGUUGGUUUGAUUACUUUGAAGCAGAGGGAAACGCUGGAUAAUCACCCAAAGUGUUUGUAUUUUUAAUCUGAUCCUGUCUUUUUUAUUAAAUAAAAAUUGAUAAAAUGUGAA
This is a messenger RNA of Pantherophis guttatus, 6760 nucleotides long. RefSeq names its product NUAK family kinase 1 (gene NUAK1). Gene Ontology annotation, biological process: intracellular signal transduction; microtubule cytoskeleton organization; protein phosphorylation. Gene Ontology annotation, cellular component: cytoplasm. Lineage: Eukaryota; Metazoa; Chordata; Lepidosauria; Squamata; Colubridae. The record is from RefSeq and is a predicted model, not a curated record. Gene Ontology annotation, molecular function: ATP binding; tau-protein kinase activity.